This is a messenger RNA of Osmia lignaria (orchard mason bee), 5210 nucleotides long. RefSeq lists its product as uncharacterized. Gene Ontology annotation, molecular function: protein binding. NCBI's taxonomy places the organism in Eukaryota, Metazoa, Arthropoda, Insecta, Hymenoptera, Megachilidae. The record is from RefSeq and is a predicted model, not a curated record.
GUACGGCCGUGGCGCCAUCGAGUUUCGUUGCUGGUGGGUACAGCGGCAAACCGGAGUACAGUUUGUCCUGAGUGUUCGGACUCGACGGGUGUGCGAUUAUUUCGCACUUUGUAUACGAAACGAAAAGUGACAUUCGACGCGGCGUGUCGCGAGUAAAUUCUCCGUAUUUGACUGAUGCGGAGAAAAGUUGUCAGUGCGAAGUGUAAAAGAAAGAAAAUGAUGUCGCACGCGCGAUGAUUCUCAACGUGUUCGCCACGUCCGUCUUGACUCCGUUACGAUUCUCGUUGGUCAUCGGUGUGCCUACGGUGUGAUAGAAUCUAGUGCUCCAAAAUAACAAAAAAGAGAGUUCUGUUGGCUAUUACCCGUAAGUCAUGGGUGAUGUGUACAGGGUAGUUAGUGACCUGCUCGUGGAGGAUACACCCGCGGACAGAAGAAAAAUUGAUCUGACCACGCCACUCGUCACGAUGAAUCACCAGGGCUGUUGGUCGGAUUCGCGGCUACCGAUGCCAGCAUCAAGCAGAAUCAACAGAGAGGCAACAGGGAUGAAAGGAUUUCUUGGAGUGUGUCGAGAAAGGACUCUAUCAGAUGAUAGGAUGCAUCAUAGAUCGUCCAGUCUUCAAUUACAGGUUUUAUCAGAUGAGAUAAUGCAUUAUGGUGUGAAAAGGACACUCAGAUCGUCUAGUUUUCAGACCCUGCUCCAGCUGCUGGUCCUGGGUGGUCUGUUCGCUCUGGGCGGCGCAGCGAUUUGCCCUAACGGCUGCAUUUGCGACGACGAUAACUUGAUGGUGUCCUGCAUAGGCGCGAAUCUGGACGUCAUUCCCAUAGCGCUGAAUCCCAGCAUCCAGCGAAUAGUGCUGAAAGAGAACCGGAUAAAGAUAGUAGACGCGGCAGCUUUCCAAUUCUACGGGGAUCUAAAAAAUGUGGAUCUGUCCAGUAACCACCUGUUCACCAUCCCAAACGGAAGCUUCGAUGCCCAGAAGCAGCUGGUAGAACUUCAUCUAAGGCAUAACAAGAUCUCUGCGCUAACCGAGAAGACUUUUCAAGGUCUGAGGUCGCUGACAGUGUUGAAUUUAAGGGACAACUAUCUAGAGAGCCUGAAAAAUGGUCUGUUUGCUUCGUUGUCGAAGCUGGAGGAACUGGAUCUGGGAAAGAAUCGGAUAUCCAAAGUGGAGCCUGGGGCGUUUCAGAAGUUGGGCACCCUUAGGGUGCUGCACCUUGACGAUAAUCAGCUGAGGACCAUCCCUUCCCCAGCUCUGGCGCCACUGAACUCCCUGGCCGAGCUGCACAUCGGCUGGAACGCCUUUUCAUCCCUUCCUGAUGACGCCUUCAAGGGGUUGGAGCAGUUGACUGUGCUGGACAUAACGGGGGCAGGGUUGGACGAUAUCGGUGACAACGCUUUUCGGGGUCUGAACGCUCUGAGGACUCUGGAACUGGAUGGAAAUAAGCUUAGGGAGGUGCCAACUAAGCAGUUAGCAGUGUUACCUCGUCUCGAAGAACUGACUCUAGGUCAGAACUUCUUUACGACCCUCAGGUCAGGCGCCUUCCAAGGCCUCUCCAAGCUGAAGAAACUGGACAUAUCAGCAGCUAAAUUGCUAACAAUCGUAGAACGGGGAACUUUCUCGGACAACGCUAACUUGGAGACCCUAGUACUGAACAGUAACAAGAGGUUAGCUACUAUGGAAGAUGGUUCCCUGGCUGGUUUGCCGAACCUGAGACACCUGAUGCUCAGGGACAAUGCAUUCACCGGGUUCUCCGAGUCCCUGGUGGCCUGGAACGAGCUACGCCGAUUGGACCUGAGCGAAAAUCCAUUAGUCUGUGAUUGCAGUCUACACUGGUUAGCUGACGUACUAGUUCCAAGGAAUUCCAGCCCAGUGAUAUGCGCGGAGCCUCCAGAAUCCAAGGGCAAACCCCUCAAGGGCAUGACUCAUGAUGAACUAGGCUGCGCCUUCUCAGACCCCAGAAAGCAGGCCCUACUGGCCACCCUAUGUGCAGCUGGGUUAGCCCUACUCACCGGACUAGCUUUAAUCCUCUACUACAGGUGUCGCAGACGGGUCAGAGAUGCCUUGAAGGACUACAAGUGGAAUAACCGGGCAAUAUCCCGGAAGGAGCAUGAAUACCAGAAGACUUUCUCCGACGACGAGUACAUUGUCAGGUCCGCCCAUCCCCAUCAUCAUCAUCACCACCAGGCGCAAUCCCAGCAGCUGCCAUCUCAUCAUCAUCACCAUCAUCUUCAACAGCAGCAGUUGCAACAGCAGCAACAGCAACAGCAGCAGCACUCGCAGAUAUCGGCGAACAUCAAGCCGAUUCCGGUGACGGAACUCACCACUCUGGCCGAAGGCUUCACCUACAUCGACGGGGAGACGGCGCGACAGAUGCGCCGUCCGGGAACGCUGCCCAAUACCGGCACCUCCGGGCACCGUAUGGAGGACGGCUCCACGCCGCUGAGCAUCGCGGGCGAUAAUUGCUCUUCCACCGGCGUCAGACUACACUAUGCGAACCAUUCCUUGCGCCGAACCCCUCAGCCCUCCCGGGACAACGAGGGCCACCAGUCGAAUCUGCAAAACGGGGUAUCAGGACACCAUCACGGACCCCCGCCUCUACCCUCUAGACACCACCAGUCCUCUUACCCCACUCUGCCCGUAAACGGCCACGUGACACAUCAGCAUCAUCAUUUUCCCCGCGAGAAAGACAGGGCGUCGGGUCGGGAGAAGAGCCGUGACCGAGACGCCGGCGCUCAAUCCGUCCAUCGGGCCGACAAACACCGAGACGCCCAGAUGGACACCCGCGAUGAUAGCCUGCACAUGGGCGAAAUUGGAACGUACAGAGCGUAAAGGGAGGUGCUUAAAGGAGAGGAAAAAGCCGAGUGAAUUGAACUGAAGACUGAAGUUGAGGAUACGCCUCGUGCGAACGAGAUGGACUGGUAGUGAUGGAUAUUGGGAACGUCCUUGUGCAGUUCAAAAACAGCUUCGAAUCAUUUCGAAUUUUGUUGGAAUGAGAUCUUGGAGCUGGGGAUGUCCAUUAGUGUGCUCUGAAGGCAGACAAGAAAACCCGGGCGCGAUGUGGGGAGAUGGUAAUGUUAGUCAGGAGGUGAAAUAUCAGUGAUUUGAUGAUGACGAGGAUCUAGAUUGAAGGCAUCAAUGGUCACGAGUACCAUGGCAUCGUUUAGUUAACACGUUCGAUCUCGGUUAGGUAAAUCUACCACUUUGCCCUACCUCUGUAAAGGUGUACCUACUACCCAGGGCUCGAACUUGUUAGAUGACGCCCUGCCUCAUAACUGCCAUAAAAAAAAGAAGGCAUCAAAACUGGGAAUCACUCUCGGAUAGUCCUUGAAGGGUUUUCUAGAUCUUCAAGAUUCCUAUAAAAUUCAAAAUGAUGCGAAAUUUAUAUUGCAAGUGCUUCAGGAUCAACGAUGGAAUUGGUGAAGUGACUACAAUUUGAAGACUGAUUAUGACAGACAUCUAGGAACAUUCCAACCGCUCUGACUUCAACCUUGAAACCAAGGAAUUCUUCAGCAUCGAAUGGCAAUAUGGCAAUAAUCAGGGUAAUUUGAAAAAAGUCAGGUUCCAAUGGAAACAUUUCUUCAUGUGAAAGUAAAAUGGAAGCUGCGGACAUAAAGAAGAGGUCGAUGCUGAUGAUGUUGCGGUGCACAAAGGAAGACUGGUUAUUCAAAGUCAUCUAAUGGACAAAAUCAACAAAGCAAGAUGAAGAUCCAUGAUUGAUUGCUCUUCUUCUACGUAUUCGAAAUGGUAACUUUGAAGACCCUGAAAAGGUCCUAAAUCUUGGACGAUCGUUUGUAAAUAUCAACUUCAGAAUUUGAAAAGAUGGAGAACGUGAAGAAACGAAAACUAUCGGUUUUCCUCGACAAGUCCUUAUAGAAAACGUUUUGUGAAUAUUUUGACUGGAACCUUGAAGGGGCACACAUGGAAUCGUAUUCAGAAGUGGCAUUAGAUAUUUUCCAUCUCUUUUUUUUAUAUACAGGGUGGUUCAUAAUAGAAGAAAAAUUAAAAAUAAUUUUUUUAAUGACACUGUAGAAUUCUUCAGGUAUGAAAAGGGUUAGAUGAUGACAUUAACUGCGUAUUUGCAAAUUAGCUUUAUUUUAAAAAUAAUAAUAGUCCAUUUAGGUAACUUAAAAUUAAAAUUAUCUACCCUUGAAGAUUACCUUGAAGAAAGAGACUUACUUCAUCAAUCAAAAUAUUUAAAAUUCUUAUGGGUUCUUUGUUAAUUUGUUAUCUUUGUGAGUUGCAAAACAUUUUAUUUCGCUUAAUCAAAAGGCAGCUAAAUAAUUAACCAAUAUUGGUACAGUUCCUGUCGAAUUUUGAGCCAUGGAUAUUAAUUACAUUCGAACAUGAGUUAUAAUAUGAAUGAACCUUAAGCUUUCAAAGCAUGCAAUAGUCGUUCGAAUCAGCCAUUCGAGAGCGAGAAAGGUAGUCGAAGAAGGAGGCGAAGAUUAUUUUUCCGGCCGAGUGUACCCUGUGGAAUUCCACGGUCACCCCGGUCGAGAAAGGUGACUGCACCUUGAAUCGACUCUCUCAGUGCGACGUUCUCAACCGUGGAGAAGGUGGAUUCCAAGUCCCAGCCCUCUAGACGAGCUUCGAUUCCGGAAUAGCUUUCGAGCAGCUACUCGCGACCCCAUUGUUUCUCAGGGAAAAACGAGAAAAUCUUGCUAGCUUUUCCAUCUUACAGCUCCGGAAAAUCUUUUUGAUUCUGAAUUGGUAACUUUUUCGAUAUUCAAAGGAGGAUGAUUUUAUAAAGAUUUUGUAACAUUUUUUAGCAUUGGAUCAAAGAUGGACAGUUGUUAAUAAGAAAAUUCUUCCCCAACUGAGCCUGAUUUUUCGAUAAAAUCUAUUAUUUUCGUCGUACAAGCAGAAUUAAUAGGUACAAUUCCGACCCCAUCCAAUCUAUUUGAUAUGAUCUCAAAAAUUGUUCAAGAUGUGAUCAAACUUUUCGGUACUUUGACAUCACUUGAUAGAUUGCUCGUUCCUAGAAUUAUUUUAAGAUGAAAAUUUUUGCAAGAACACAAAUUAAAAUUACAUAUUCUCUGGGGGAUCCCUUCGUGGAAAUUCUAGCGCCAUUUAAACCGUCACAAAGGAAGCACCGAUAAGAAGAAACUUUCCUAAGUAAUUUCACCCUUGAGCCGUACCACAUUGACCCUCCUCUUCUUUGCAAAUUAUUUUCCAGAAAAGAUAAUUUAAAGCUUUAAAAGAAAAAAA